GCGGGUUUUUCUAACAUGUUCCGGCUGCAUUAGUUCGUCCCAGGUGCGCGAAAACUCGAAAUAUUCAGCAUGAAGCUAAGCGUUCCCCUUAGAGCACUUUCAUGGUGUAUACUGGUAAAUAGCUUAGUUCCAUGUAGCGCGUUCUUUGAUGUAGGAAACGUAGCGGAAGUAAUGAAAACCAAUCUCGCUGCUGCGUAUAGUUACACCAAGCACAACACUUACUGCAAGGCUUUAGAAUGUUGCAGUUUGGAUUACAUCUAUUACGACCUGGAUGCGUUGGGACAGAUGCUCGAAAAGAACCUCUUCGGGCAACACAUCGCAAGGACCGUUGUUGUGGGUGCCAUCGGUGGGCACCUGAAAAACAUAGCAACUUCUGAUAAACCUCUUGUGAUAAGUUUCCAUGGUGCUCCUGGCACAGGAAAAAACUACAUAGCGGAGCAUGUGGCCAGAGCAUUGUACAAAAAAGGCAUGGAGAGUAAAUUUGUACACAAGUACCUGGGACGGAUAGAUUUUCCGCUUGAGAGUCGAUUGGAGGAGUACCGAGUGCAGCUAGUCAACGACAUUACGUCCGCGAUCGCCCAUUGUCCACAAUCGCUGUUUAUAUUCGACGAAGUCGAAAAGAUGCCACCGGGUUUGUUUGACUCGAUCGUAUCGUUGCUGGACAAUCAUGCGUACUCGAGGCAUCACGAUUAUCGGCAAGCAAUCUUCAUUUUCCUCUCGAACAUCGGGGGACCUGAAAUUGCGGAAGAGUUGAAGCAAUUGAUGAAGUCCGGAAAGUGGCGCGAGGAUACGAAAAUGCACGAUUUCGAGCGCACGCUCGAAAUUUCUGCCUACAAUCUUGAUGGUGGUUUACUCCGUAGUGAGCUGAUCGAAUCACAUGUAAUCGAUCAUUUUAUUCCAUUUUUGCCGCUCGAACAGCGGCACGUCGAAAGCUGCAUCAAGAAAGAGUACUUCAAGCUAACCGGAAGAUGGAAUAUUCAAGAAGAUUUUCUAAAUGAAAUAUUCAAGGAAGCUGUCACCAUGGACAACGAAGGUCUCUUUUCCAACAACGGCUGCAAGCGUGUGAGCAAAAAGGUUGAGGCUCUCUACUACAAUCGAUUACGCAAAAACCCUAAGGAAGAAUUAUAGUUCAGUUCGUCGUUCCUCAGCUGUCCUCCAGCGAAACAUUGCCAAGGACCAAAGUGUGAAUGCAUCUGCCAUAAGGCUUGAGGCGAAAUUGCACAACAAAUUUUGUGAGGAAUACUUAACAUCCAUUACAGAGCUAUUACCAUUUAACAAACUAACAGCUGAGACAGAGGCAUGCAUUCCUUUAAUUUCAUACAUUUUUAUUUCAUUGUUACUAAAAUAAAAGCUGUGCUGGAAGUGU
Anopheles bellator is the source of this 1366-nucleotide messenger RNA. RefSeq names its product torsin-like protein. Lineage: Eukaryota; Metazoa; Arthropoda; Insecta; Diptera; Culicidae. Gene Ontology annotation, molecular function: ATP hydrolysis activity; ATP binding. The record is from RefSeq and is a predicted model, not a curated record. The coding region runs from base 70 to 1128 and encodes 352 amino acids. The transcript is spliced from 6 exons. Gene Ontology annotation, biological process: cellular response to misfolded protein.